Penicillium canescens is the source of this 1815-nucleotide messenger RNA. RefSeq names its product RNA recognition motif domain-containing protein. The coding region runs from base 43 to 1815 and encodes 590 amino acids. Gene Ontology annotation, molecular function: RNA binding. The record is from RefSeq and is a predicted model, not a curated record. The transcript has 2 exons. NCBI's taxonomy places the organism in Eukaryota, Fungi, Ascomycota, Eurotiomycetes, Eurotiales, Aspergillaceae.
CAUCUCUCCACCUGACCCUGAUACACAGGGCUCACGCCCGCCAUGUUGAAGCCUUUCCAGAUCAGAAACCUUAGGGUGUCUGAGCAGGAGCUUGCAGACUCUCGUUCUCCUUCUGGUGUCGUCCAGAUUUCAUCUACCGAUUAUGAUGAUUUGGCGACUACUCAUCCACGCGCCAGGUUGACCUACAUCGAUGAAGAUGAAGAUGAUGAUGAAACAAUUACAGUUGGAUCUGCUCUCGAGCUCUCUCAGCGCCUUGAAGAACCUCCAGAGAUCAACACGCGGCUCGAAUCCAUCCAAGUAUCCCACAACGCCACUCCGAUACACAUUUUUGACAUCCGUCGCUCGAACUCUGUAACUGAGCUCUGGAAGCGAUAUGAGUGCGACACAAGAGAACAAGAGUCUUCUAAGAAAGAAAAGAGCGAUGCGCCGGUUGUGCCCCAGGCCGUUGUCCAAGAAGAAGUCCCUGCUGCUACCAGUCCAAAGUUGCCACCGGCACCCGAAGGGGAGUCCCGGUCUCUGAUGGAAGCCUUCGAGGCUGAGCUAGCAGGCAUUCUCAAUGCUGCUGAGCCCUCGGGUACUAGAGGAGGACCCCAACCGGACUCACAACCUGCUGAGCCGUCAGCCAGCACGUCCUCGGAACGGCCUACUCAUCCCGUUGAGGUUCUGGCGGCCCAGGUGCUUGAUCAGUUGAUCAGUGGAGCGACCAUGGUUCAGUCUGAAUGGAGAGCAAGACUGCCAGAAGUGCAGCGUCAACUACAUAAUGCUCAAAGACAAUUUGAGACUGCACAGAGAUCCCUUCCUGCUAAUGUCGAAGCAUCAUUACGCACACUCCUGAAUACCCUCGAGGCUCAAGUGAGAGCUGCUUUUAGUAGUAUCCCUGAUGGUGGAAGACAAUUCGCAGAAGAUGCAUUCCACAGGGGAAGACCUGUUGCGGAGAAUGCCGCUGACGGGUUGCGCAUGAUGGCCUCGGAACUGAACGAGGCAGGAAGAACAUUAUUUGCCGCGUUCGAAAACGAGUUUGGGCGAGCUAGACCCGCUCCCUCUUCCACAUCUGGCACGCCAAACACUAGUGUUCCUGGGACAUCUGAUGUUAAUGCCAGUGCUGCAGAAAAUGGGCCUGUCUCAUCGGGGCCUGUCUAUCCUCAGGUCCCAGAAGUGCAUUCCCGGGCCUCACCAAUGACCGAGAAACCAUCGGGUCCGGCUCCGGGUAAUUGGAACCCUUCGGAUGUCAAAGGGAGUCAUAAGGCUCCUGCAUUAAAUUCUGCGGUUUCUCAAGGCUCAUAUGGACAAAUUCCGCAACCUACACCUUACCCUAUGGAGAACCCGUACGCCACCAUCCAACAUAGUCCAUAUCAUCAGUCACUCCAUCAACAUCCUCCAUAUUAUCUUCCACCGUCUCCCGACGUGUCUCACCGUCCCUAUUAUCAGGCACCACUGGCACAGCCCCCAAAUUUCCCUUCCUGGCCGCAAUGGCCGCCUGCAUUCCCACCGGCCAGAUUCAACGGGCCUUCUCAUCCAAGACAAGCACCAGCCAACCUUGUAAACUCUGAUGGAUCGGAAACUAAAUCGUUGUUCAUCGGAAAUGUCGGAUUCAAGGUCACUCAGAAGAUGAUCCAGGAUGUGUUUGCUUCCAAGGGCUUUAUUGUCGAAGUUGAUCUCCCAAUGGAUAGUGCAUCGGGGAAACAUGCAGGCUUUGGCUAUGUCCAUUUCCUGGGUCUCAUCCAGCAUUCGCUGCAAUGGAAGUAUUGCAAGGUGCUCUCAUCGACGGUCACUCCAUCAACCUGGAGCCUAUGCACCACCCAAAUACUGAAAUAG